CGGAACUUCAUUUGUAAACAAAAACGGACAAUCACUACCUUUAACUUCUGAGCCAAAAUAGCGAAACAUUGUCAUAUCUAAUUAAACACAGCUUGUUGAAGGCUCCAGAUGUGCAGCAGUGUUUGAUGCAAGUGCCAAGUCUUUACUGUAAGGAGACAUAUUUGGUUGUUGUUGGCCCACGGACAGAACUGCAGCCAACAUGUCAAGGAAACAGACUCAGAAACCUGUGCGAAGCAACAAAAAGAGCGAACUGGAACGAAAGAGAGAUGAACGAGCGACAAGACGGGCCAUUGCAAAGGACCGCAAGAACCGCCCCCAGGAGUGUGAUGAGGGAGCAGAGUUUGUUAGUUUCUCCAAUCAGCUUCAGGCACUCGGACUCAAGCUGAGAGAAGUCCCCGGAGAUGGGAACUGCCUGUUCAGAGCUUUAGGCGACCAGUUAGAGGGUCACUCCCGGGGUCACCUGCGACUUAGACAGGAGACUGUCCAGUAUAUGAUGUCCCAUCGACAGGACUUUGAACCUUUUGUGGAGGAUGAUGUUCCCUUUGCACAGCACUUGUCCAACCUCUCCCAGCCCGGUACAUUUGCUGGCAAUGAUGCUAUUGUUGCCUUUGCUCGCAGUCAACAGGUGAAAGUGGUCAUCCAUCAGCUCAACACGCCACUGUGGGAGAUAAACGGUGCAGAGAAGCAGGUGUGCAGAGAGCUACACAUCGCCUACCGUUAUGGAGAUCAUUAUGACAGUGUGAGGCGGAUCGGGGACAACUCUGAGAGUCCUGCACAGCUCCGCAUAGAAAAUCUGCAGAACUCACGAGGACAACAGCGUGAGUUUGGUGACGGUCAGAGGGACAGACAGAAAAAUCCGUCUCAAACAGCCUCAGAGGAGGACAAUGUGAUCCUGAGCUCCAUCAAGAAUCGAGGAAUCCAGGGCGAUGAGGAGAACCUGCUCCAGCUGAGCGCAGCAACCAUCAAUGCUGAGUGGCUUGUUGGCUCCAUGCUGGGUCAGUCCUGCCAGGGCCAGUGUGACUCAGGAUCCUGUGCAGCCUGCAGAGCUGCAGCUGCAGACUGCAGUGAACAAAAACAGUCUGCAGAGGGCAGCAAUGUACAAAAACCAAAGGUUUCUAACAAGCAGAGGAAAGAGCAGCAGAGGCAAGAAAAGAAGAAGCGUCAGGAGGAGAGGCAUCGACAGAAGUUCCUUCAGAGUAAAGGCAGUCAGGACCAGAACCAGAACCUUCCAGAUACUGUUACUUUAGUACCAGCUCUCAACACUCUCAGUAUAUAAACUGGAGCAUGGCCAAAACAACCUUCUGCUACAGCUCCUAGUGGCUGAUGCUGUCCACAAAGUUUUGCACAUAGUCAGAAUCAAUUCAGUCACAGUAGAUGACUUCUCUUCAAGACAACCCUAUAGUUUCUUCGCAAACAGUAUAACGGUGCCUGCAAACGUGUGUUUGUGUGUGUGUGUGUGAGUGUGUGAGAGUUGUAAAAGAGAGAGUGGCAGCAUGACUUUAGUGUUUUUGUGGGGUUGUGGCUGAGCUCAGCCCCUGGUUGGUGGUGGUAAUAGUAGAAACUCCUCACAUCUGGUCUAUCCACCAUGUUGCCCACCCCCUUUCUACGCAGGACAACUGGCUUUUCAUGAUAAUCAUGCAGAUCCUCUCAAGCAGCUGGGCUUUUUGAUUUGCCACAGAUCGAGUUUGUGUUCAUUCAGAUGUUCAGAUCAUUCUGUUGUUCGAUCUGACCAAAAAACAAAGCGGUGGAAGAGUGACAGAUGAAUGAUUGUUAUGCACACUGUGUACGGAAUGUGGCAAUAAAUCAUAUUAAUAAAU
This is a messenger RNA of Cheilinus undulatus (humphead wrasse), 1817 nucleotides long. It is a transcript of the gene otud3, whose product is annotated as OTU deubiquitinase 3. NCBI's taxonomy places the organism in Eukaryota, Metazoa, Chordata, Actinopteri, Labriformes, Labridae. Gene Ontology annotation, molecular function: cysteine-type deubiquitinase activity. Bases 200 to 1276 code for a protein of 358 amino acids. The transcript is spliced from 8 exons. The record is from RefSeq and is a predicted model, not a curated record. Gene Ontology annotation, biological process: protein deubiquitination.